GAGUCACAGUCUUGCUGCCGAGAUGCAGAUGCCAGGUGCUCCACUGGUUGUCUGCCUUUUGGUGAUCACCAGUUUGGAAUUGACAGCAGGUAAUCCUCUGUGGAGUCUUGACCAAGUGGGAGCCUACUUCAGUGGCAUCUUCCGCUCCAUUGUGGGUCCACUCUUUGGCUUCGGUUUCGGAACCAAUAGCACCGCCCUAUAAAGCUAGAUCUGCUUACCGCACCAGUCCGAAGGGAACC
Molecule: messenger RNA, 239 nt
Organism: Drosophila rhopaloa
Lineage: Eukaryota; Metazoa; Arthropoda; Insecta; Diptera; Drosophilidae
Exons: 2
Coding region: 23-202 (59 amino acids)
Source: RefSeq, a predicted model, not a curated record